Python bivittatus (Burmese python) is the source of this 927-nucleotide messenger RNA. RefSeq names its product olfactory receptor 14A16-like. Gene Ontology annotation, molecular function: olfactory receptor activity; G protein-coupled receptor activity. Lineage: Eukaryota; Metazoa; Chordata; Lepidosauria; Squamata; Pythonidae. Gene Ontology annotation, cellular component: membrane. Gene Ontology annotation, biological process: G protein-coupled receptor signaling pathway. The record is from RefSeq and is a predicted model, not a curated record.
CCUCAGUUAAACAUGGAGAAUCAAACCACCGUGUCUUACUUUCUGCUCCUGGAAUUCUCAGAAAAUCAGCAUCUGCAGCUUCUACAUUUCUUCUUCUUCUUGAUAUUAUACUUGGCAACUGCAACAGCAAAUCUUCUCAUCAUCUCUGUAGUAGCUUUUGACCAUCAACUGCACAGCCCCAUGUACUUCUUUCUAAUGAAUUUGGCACUGCAGGACCUGGGCAUUGUUUCAGUCAUUCUCCCCAAAUCCAUGGUGAAUUCCCUCAUGGGCACCAGACACAUCUUUUACUUCGGUUGUGUUGCUCAAGUCCUUCUCUUUAUUUCUUUUGAAGCAUCAGAUAUCUCCCUCCUGACAGUCAUGGCCUAUGAUCGGUAUGUUGCAAUUUGCAAUCCACUACACUAUGAGAUGGUGAUGAAUUGGAAAGCCUGCACCAAAAUAAUGAUUCUGGUGUGGGUCACAAGUCUUCUCUAUGGAAUGUUGCAUACCAGUGGUAUCUUUUCCAUCCCUUUCUGUUCUAAUGUUAUCAACCAGUUUUUCUGUGAAAUUCCAGAGUUGCUAAAGCUAUCCUGCUCUGGCUUCAGUCUGGUUGAAGUUGGAGUUCUUGUGGCCAGUGCCAUUGCAGGACUAGGUUGUUUUACUUUUAUUAUUGUAUCUUAUGCCAUGAUCUUCAAGGCAGUGCUAAGAAUCCCUUCUGAACAAGGAAGGCAAAAAGCCUUAUCAACCUGUAUUCCCCACCUUAUAGUAGUGUCUCUGGUUUUAUUAACUGGAUUCUUUGCCUACCUGAGACCUCCCUCUAACACCCCAUCUUACUUAGAUUUUGGGUUGACUGUUAUGUAUUCCAUUCUUCCACCCCUUUUCAAUCCAAUCAUCUAUAGCAUGAGAAAUAAGAAGAUCAAACUUUUCCUGUUUAAACUGUGGAGAUUCUGA